GAUAAAGAUUGUAAUACACUGACGCAAUCUCAGAUGCAGAAACACAUGAAAACAUUGCAUCAAAGCAGAUCUUAAUGUGCAUAUAAAAUGGAUCUUCUAGACCAGCACGAGACCAAUCAAGCGUGCCAGUGCUCUCAGAAUUUGAAGGACCAUGUGAUGCCUGUGUCCCAGCCAGUGCGUGCUAAGAGUUUGUUACGCGCAAAUUUAGAAAAUUCUCGCGGACGACUUUUGCAGAGCAGGAUGCCAAACAUCAAAGUGUUCAGCGGCACAUCGCAUCCAGAUUUGGCACAACGUAUCGUCGACAGGCUCGGUAUCGACAUCGGGAAGGUUGUCACCAAGAAAUUCAGCAACCUCGAAACAUGUGUCGAGAUAGGAGAAUCUGUUCGAGGAGAAGAUGUAUACAUUGUACAAAGUGGAAGUGGAGAAGUAAAUGACAAUUUAAUGGAAUUGUUGAUCAUGAUCAAUGCAUGUAAAAUUGCAUCUGCAUCUCGAGUCACUGCUGUAAUUCCUUGUUUCCCGUAUGCUAGACAAGAUAAGAAGGAUAAGGGUGGUGAUGGAGGUGACAACUCAAAUUCUAAGAAAGAACAAAUUGUCAUCAAGACAAACGAAUGGAAAUUCAGGAGUCGUGCACCAAUUUCGGCAAAAUUAGUAGCAAACAUGCUAUCGGUAGCAGGAGCUGAUCACAUCAUUACAAUGGAUUUGCAUGCUAGUCAAAUUCAAGGCUUUUUCGACAUUCCAGUUGACAACCUAUUUGCUGAACCUGCUGUCCUAAAAUGGAUUAAGGAAAAUAUUGUUGAAUGGCGAAACAGUAUUAUUGUUUCUCCAGAUGCUGGGGGUGCUAAAAGAGUCACAUCUAUUGCUGAUCGAUUAAACGUUGAAUUUGCACUUAUACAUAAAGAGAGAAAAAAAGCAAACGAGGUUGCUAGUAUGGUGCUAGUUGGAGAUGUAAAAGACAGAGUCGCCAUUUUAGUAGAUGAUAUGGCUGAUACUUGUGGUACUAUUUGUCAUGCAGCAGAAAAACUCCUAGAAGCUGGAGCAACAAAAGUCUAUGCGAUAUUAACACACGGUAUCUUUAGCGGGCCAGCAAUUAGUAGAAUUAAUAAUGCUUGCUUUGAAGCUGUUGUAGUAACAAACACCAUUCCUCAAGAUGGCCACAUGAAGGAUUGCCCAAAGAUACAGUGUAUUGAUGUAUCAAUGAUGUUUGCUGAAGCUGUAAGGCGGACUCACAAUGGUGAAUCUGUAUCGUACCUGUUUUCAAAUGUACCGUAUUAGACAUAAAUCUUCCUCAUAAUGUACUGUAUCAAACUGUUUAAGGAGAAUGUAAUCUUUUUACAUCCGUUUACUGUUAUUUUGAGUACAGUCAAAACUAACUUGCCUACAAGAGAAAUCUUGAGAUAAGCGUUAGUGUCCUAUUUUUAAAUUGAAACCUGUAUGUGCUCGUUUUUUCCUAGAUGUGUGUAGGAAGUCAGAUAUUAGAUAGAUAAAAAGUAUAUUGUCCGUUUUGAUUAAAAAUAACUUGGUAACUUAUAGAUGCCGACGAACAAUUCUCAGAGUGAAAUUGUUUACAAAAUAAUUUUUGCUGGCUGCUGUUUAAUAUUCAAAACACAUUAUAAUUAUUCCGUUUAGGAUAUAGGUAUUAAUUACAUCGUUUAAUUUAAAUUGUAUUCAGAAUGUUAGAAGUAUGUUAUCGCGAUACGAAAUGACAUUACAUUUAUCCUGAAAAUUACACGUGUAACUCAGGAUAAAAAAAGUAUUGCAGUGUGUGCAAAUAGAUAUUCAUGCAAUAUAAUCACGCCACCAGAGGCAUAUCCCAUUUUUAUAGACAAGUGCAAAUGGCUUGCAAUACCUGUGUACAAUUUUUCACACAGUAAUACAGAGCGUCGGGAAGACUAACUUUUUACAAUUCUAAUAUAAUGUGGUAUCGUAUUUUAAUACAUUGCGUCCUUACAUUCUAUGAUAUAGGAAAACAACGCUGAGGAGACAUUUGUAUUCUUUUCGACUAUCUUUUACUACCACGACUUUUUAAAAAAUUGCUAUUUAUAUGAAUGUAUUUCUAUUGCCGAAAACAAUUGUGCUCUCAUUUAUCAGAGAAAUAUGACAUUACAGUCACUCACUUAGCUUUGGACCAAUAUUAUAUGAAAAUAUAAGUCAAUACAAAUGCAAUAUUGUUUACAUGCAAAUUUUUCUUAAUUCGAUAAAAAGUGCCACCUGUUAAUAAAUUGGAUAUUAUAAUAAAUAUCUUUAACAAAAUACAA
This is a messenger RNA of Hylaeus volcanicus, 2255 nucleotides long. It is a transcript of the gene Prps, whose product is annotated as ribose-phosphate pyrophosphokinase 1. The record is from RefSeq and is a predicted model, not a curated record. NCBI's taxonomy places the organism in Eukaryota, Metazoa, Arthropoda, Insecta, Hymenoptera, Colletidae. Gene Ontology annotation, molecular function: magnesium ion binding; ribose phosphate diphosphokinase activity. Gene Ontology annotation, cellular component: ribose phosphate diphosphokinase complex; cytoplasm. Bases 88 to 1272 code for a protein of 394 amino acids. The transcript has 7 exons. Gene Ontology annotation, biological process: 5-phosphoribose 1-diphosphate biosynthetic process; ribonucleoside monophosphate biosynthetic process; purine nucleotide biosynthetic process.